ACUGCACACGUCAAUGAAUGCAGAAACACGAGGUCAUGUCAUGACGGUCAACACCAUCCUGGCUAGUUCCAUCCGAUGGACUAUGGAACACUGCACCUGAUACCCAAGCUUCAUCAGGGGCCAUUGCGACCAUGCACAAACGCCAGACUCUAUCAGGGCAACCAACCCACUAUGGGUCGAGGCUUAGUUGGCGUCGCGUCCGUUCCACAGGUGGUCGAUCCUCACGUCAUUCAUUUUCGGGACCAUUGCAAUCCAAUGGGGAGGGUAAUUGGCUCCUGCAGGGUCAAGAUGGAUCCGCCAAUAACUCCAAUCAUUCAAGACCAUCUUCUACAGCGAAAGUGAUAGUGCAGGAUGGGUCUAGUCGCUGGAAGAUGGCGUUUUUGCUAUACUUAGUGUUAACGCCAGCCCGCUCUUCCUCGCUCGUGCCUGGGGGUUUAUCGAUCAACCCAUGGCUGGUGGACUUAGGAGAACCUGUUUCGGCGUCUGGAAUUUCGAGCCGGAAUCGCGGAUCUUUGGCCUCCCAUCCCCACGGUUUACCCCGGUUGCCCGGGUGGCACUGGGCCGAGAUGAGCAGUUCCGGCGAAAUGAGAUUGAGUUUCCCAGCUGCCUCAUCUUGGCCUCUUUUUGAUCUACUUACGAUCGCUGCUUGCUAUCCCCGGCGUUUCUCAAAAUGGUAGCACCGCAACAGAGCCCCAUUAAAUCAUCUCCAUAGAAGAACGUGGGUCCCGAGGCACCCGAGUGGUACGAGAGCCCCGAUAAUCGGAAGGCGCAGAUACAUCCAUGCAUUCCACUAUUGUACAGUAUAAGUACGGUCCGUAGC
This is a messenger RNA of Aspergillus japonicus CBS 114.51, 820 nucleotides long. RefSeq lists its product as uncharacterized. NCBI's taxonomy places the organism in Eukaryota, Fungi, Ascomycota, Eurotiomycetes, Eurotiales, Aspergillaceae. The transcript has a single exon. The coding region runs from base 132 to 677 and encodes 181 amino acids. The record is from RefSeq and is a predicted model, not a curated record.